This is a messenger RNA of Cydia pomonella (codling moth), 3633 nucleotides long. RefSeq lists its product as uncharacterized. The record is from RefSeq and is a predicted model, not a curated record. Bases 2242 to 3441 code for a protein of 399 amino acids. NCBI's taxonomy places the organism in Eukaryota, Metazoa, Arthropoda, Insecta, Lepidoptera, Tortricidae. Gene Ontology annotation, biological process: detection of chemical stimulus involved in sensory perception of smell; sensory perception of smell. Gene Ontology annotation, cellular component: plasma membrane. Gene Ontology annotation, molecular function: olfactory receptor activity; odorant binding. The transcript is spliced from 7 exons.
GAAGUUAGCAUAUCAUUUUGUAAAAAUUCAUAGUAUUGGUUGUUAUGAUAAAAACGCCAGAACUAUUGCUAUAAAGUAUCCGGAACUCUAGAACUAUGGUGCAUGCUAAUAGAACUCCAAUAAAAACGUGAUCUGCUAGACUUUGAUAUCCCAGCUUCACAGACAUCCGAACGAGAGCAUCUCUUUUGACCUGUAGAGCAGCGCCUACUACGUCACAAAAAAUAGGCACCCCCAAGAAAGAUAACCCUGACUUAUCGAUCAUUCUAACCCCAGGCAAUAAAGGCUCCAAAUCAUCUAAAUGGGAUUCCGACAUCGGCCCGCACGUAAAGAGCUCACACUUUGUUGAGUUCACCUCUAAACCCACAUCUUUCAAGGCUGGUACCAACUGAUGUAGGUCCUCCAUAACUUCGCCCGGCUUUUACCCAAUAUUACCAUCGUCAAGAUAUCACACGUUAAGCGGAGACUUGAGCUUGACAAUGGUCUUCUGUAUGGCCAGGCAGAAAAUCAAGGGACCCAAAGGAUCACCUUGUUGUGCUCCAUCCUGUGUGACAUAAUUAAUCCCUCCUUUAAGUAAAGAUUAGAAGGGGCAGAAUAACAUUGAUACAAAAAUGGGUACAGAGAUGGCACAAAUUCCAAAACCUGCUUUAACAUAGUGUCUCUGUCAAGGCUAUCAAAGGCAUUCCUCAAAUCUACCUUGACAAGGACACUAAAUAAGAAAGGCAAGGCGAUUGAAAUCUACCGAAAAUAAUAAUGGCUGAAGACCAGAAUUUUGCAAGGACGACGGCGAACAUCGGCGCAACAAACAUAACCUCAAUUGAGCGGCUUGAAGGUAUCAGCACUUAUAUUAAUUGUAAGUUCGCAGUGAAGAUGAUUUUGACACUAAAAUUACUCUCGAAGUACGUGGAACGUACCGAUGAGCGAUGAGGAUCCUGAUCGCGACGAAAGGGCAUUGGUGCGGAUAUGUUUAUCGCUGCAGCCAGCCCUCUAUCAGCACGUGCGUGGCUGUAAGACAUCGCGAGAAGCGUGGCAGAAACUCGCUGAAUUUUACGAGGAUAAGGGUAUGUAUCGAAGAGUGUUACUGCUUCAUCAGCGCCAUCGUGCGAGUAUGCCCACUAUUCUCCAUGUCCGACUACAUUGAUAAUGUCAUGCGUCUGGUAUAGCAGCUUGAAGACAUAGGUAAGAAGGUGGACGACGCUGAAAUAGCAUAGAUCCUUACUGUCAGAAUUACCUCAAGAAUUUGACGUAGUAGAGACCGCACGUCUAACCAAUAACCUAAGUUCUGAUGUUGUAAGAAUGCUGUUGUUGCAAGAAGAUCACCGACGCAAAACAGAGUCCUCAUCGGCAUGCACUGCGAAUCCUAAAAAGAAGAAUAUGACCUGUACAUUUUACAAGAAACAAGGACAUUCAUUAAUGCGAAGCUUUUUUUUAUACUACGUCGGUGGCAAACAAGCAUACGGCCCGCCUGAUGGUAAGCAGUCUCCGUAGCCUAUGUACGGCUGCAACUCCAGAGGAGGUACACGCGCGUUGCCGACCCUUAAGCCCCCGUCGUUCAGCUCUGGCAACCUUAUUCACCGGCAGGAACACAACACUAUGAGUAGGAUCUAUUGUUAUUUGGCUGCGGUUUUCUGUAAGGUGGAGGUACUUCCCCAGUUGGGCGCUGCUCUAGAUCUGGAAUGAUAUCCUUUGGCUGUGCCCUACCACACAAAGCGAGAUGACAUUCACAAUGCCCAUACCUCUCUCUUGGACGUAGUGUAAGGAUGUACCCGGGCCGUAGCUUUAAGCGGAAACGAGAGCAGGCUGGUCGACGGGAUGCUGAGGGGCACACCAUGCUUGCCGCUGCAUUUACUGCGACUGCUUCAGCCCCUGAUUUCAUAAUCGACAGUGGCACUUCAUGUCACAUGGUGAAUGAUGAAGACCUGGCUAUUGAUAUCAAGAAAAGUAACUUUUACCAUCGUAAUGUAAUAAUGAACAGUCCCCUAUGAUAGUCUAAUGAUGAUAACCAUCAUUAGACUAUUACGAUCGUGGAGCCCACCACCUGAUGGCAAUUAGUCGCUAUUAUGACUAAUUAUAUCACCAAUAUAUCACCAUAACCCUUGCCACUGAAAUCUCGAAAUAUCUUCAAAUUGAGUGUCAAUUAAGCAAUUAAGCCAUAUAAUUACUAGAAUUAAAUUAAACUUUAAUUAUGAGGCAAAUCUCAACCAAACCUACAAUUUACAACUUACCUUCGGACCUAACGCGAAGAUGGAGUCCCGAGAAUAUCGGAAAAAUAAAACAACGGAAUUAUUCCAUAAUCUGGACAAAGUUAUCUACGUUUUCAGCGGCAUGAACUUCUGGAUAGACGAUAACGAUAUACCGAAGCUAGUUUUCAAUGCGUAUAAGAGAAUUUCAAAAGUUAUAAAUGUAGCAAUAGUUCUGUUCAUGAUGGCAGAGAUAGGGUCAUUCUUCACUCAAAAUAAUCUGACGGAGAAACAGAAAUAUGACCGCGUUUUCAUGCCGUUUGCACACAUUAUUCUGUAUUCUUUCACACUCUCUCUGAGCCACCAUAAGGAAACUGUGACAGAAAUACUUUUUACGUUAGCUGUAUGUUUAAAGGAGGAUUUCAACGAUGAGGAGACAGAGAGAGUCAUGCUGAAGCGCAUUAGAAUCUACGUGAGCGCGUUUGUGGUUAUUUGCCUUAAUGCGCUCGUAUUUUACGGUAUAGAAGGAUUAGCUCAGGUACUGUUUUCAGAUGGAACCUUCGUCACAAUGAUAACCAUCUGGCCCGAGGUCCACGACCAGUCACUCCUCGCGGGAGUCGGUCGCGUCGGCAUCUACGUCCUCUGGUGGCUAUGGAUGCUCCGAGUUACCACCGCCUUUCUCAUAGUCCUUCCUGUAACUAUCUCUCUCAGCCAUCAGUAUAUGAAUCUGCAGGUGUACUUUACGAGUAUCGCGGGUAUAUUUGAUGAGAGGAUCAGUCAAAGUGAGAAGGAAGAGAAGUUUGAGCGAGCUCUUAAGCUUGGUGUAAGAUUGCAUGCUACCACCAUUUGGUGCGCACAACAAGUGCAGAGAACUUGCGGAAACGUAUUCAGCGGACACAUCAUCGUCAACAUUGGCGUGCUUGUGCUGCUCAUGUCGCAGUUUAAGAAUUCCGACCGUGCCCUGAGUCACGUGUUGCCUAUAGUAGCUACCUUCGCGAGCAUGCUGUUCAGCACAGGAGUCAUCAUGUUGAGCGCGGGAGACAUCACCGUUGAGGCAGGGAAUUUGCCGACGGCCAUCUUUCAGUCAGGAUGGCAGAACUGUACGAAUCAGUCUUCAUAUCGUAUCCGACGACUGAUCCUGAUUGCUAUGGCCCAAAGUCAGAAGCCUGUCAUCAUGAAGAGUUGUGGAGUCAUAGAACUCUCUUAUCAAUCGUAUUUAUCGAUCGUGAACACAUCGUACUCCAUAUUCUCAGUUUUGUAUUAAAAAUUUAAGUUUAUAAAUAAGGUACAAAUUGAUUGCGUUCUUACUUACCUAAUUUUAGUAGUAUAAAAGAUUUACCUUGUUAAGUAUUGGAAAUGAACACAACUGUACUUAUAGGUUUGUAUCCAUAAGCUGGUAGUAUUUUAGAUAUUGAAAUAAAGUCAUGUACCCAUAAAAAAAUAUUUUAUUAUAUCG